CGCCCCUGAGCCCGGCCCGCCCUCGGCGCCAGGCCCCGCCGAGCCAUGUCCCUCCUCUGCGUCCGCGUAAAGAAAGCGAAGCUCCAGGGGCCACCAGAUAAAUUCAAUACGUAUGUGACCCUGAAGGUGCAAAAUGUGAAGAGCACCACUGUUGCCGUUCGAGGGGACCAGCCAUGCUGGGAACAAGACUUCCUCUUCGAGAUCAGCCGCCUGGACCUGGGCUUGAUUGUGGAAGUAUGGAACAAAGGGCUGAUCUGGGACACAAUGGUUGGGACAGCGUGGAUUGAGCUGAAGGCCAUCCGGCAGUCGGAUGAGGAGGGCCCUGGGGAGUGGUCUACCCUGGAAGCCGAGGUCUUGAUGAAGGGCCAUGAGGUCUGCGGCACCAAAAACCCAACACCUCAUCAGAUUUUGUUGGAUACAAGAUUUGAGUUGCCUUUCGACAUCCCGGAAGAGGAAGCCAAAUACUGGACUCAGAAGUUAAAGCAGAUAAACUCCUUGGAGGAGGAGGAUGAGCAUUCGUUUGUGGAAGAGGUCCAGAAGCAGCCGCUGCCCACUGCUGCCUCCCAGUGUUCUUUUGAAGACCACGAUAGUGCUGUGGAUGACAGAGACAGCGACUACCGCAGUGAGACCAGCAACAGCAUUCCUCCCCAAUACCACACUACCUCGCAGCCCAAUGCUUCGGUGCACCAGUUCCCCGUGGCUUCCCGUCUGCAGCAGCAGGGGGUCCCCCGAGAGUGCUGUGUGGAGUCCCUGCACGGCUAUGAUUUGGAUUACCACGAACGAGCGGCUAUCAGACCAGGAUCUUUAGUUAGCAAUGGGAAAGUCAGGAUCAUUCCAUUUGAUUAUGAAGUUGGCCAAGAACAGGAAGAGUGUGAAGAGAAUUAUGAGGAAUUAGGCAAACAGUUAAUAGAAGAUUUUUUAGAAAAAAGUCACAGGACUAGAUGUUCCCAGGGACGAAAGAGCCCCAGGCUCUCGAAAAGGGAGAACUUUGGCCAUCAUGAAAGACCAAGAUACUCACGGAAGGCUUGCCCAGAAUCAGGAAAUCCCGAUGUUCCUUGCUAUCCAGAGGAAUAUGACACAAUAGACAGGAGAAGAAAGAAGAAGUUGAGAUAUAACAAUUUUGAAGAAUGCGAGCGAACUAUACUGCAAAGCAGUGGUAACCGGAGAUUUUCUUCAGGCAGCAUUAAAGCAAGAACUGAACACAACCUAUAUCCUGAUUAUGAUGAAAUUGAGAAAUGGGGCAGCAGCCCCAUUGAAAGUGAAGAACAGUUACCGGAAUAUCCAGUUUUGCGUCCAUACAAGAAUGGCCUUCUAGUCAAGAGUGGCAAGUUGUCCGCCAACCAACGUGCAAAGCAUGACUCAGGAUCAGUCCAUUUUGAUGGUGAAAAUGAGAUCCAUUCAGAACAGCCAGCUCCCUCUUUUGUGCCAUUGGGUGCCCUUCAAGAGUUUGGCAGCUGUUCAUCCGGUCUACUCCUGUACUCCCCAGCUUCGGAUGAUGAUGAUGAUGAAAUGGAAGAAAUAGCGAUACUUUCCCAAGCAUGGCGUGAAUCCAGUGUUCGCCCUGUUGGAGACCUUACUGACAUCCGUACUGGAAGUGCCAUAUCCCUGUUACCAAGGGACAAAAACUCACAUAGGAUGAGAGGAGGAAAGCAUGGCUUUCUUAAGCAAGACUUGACCCUCUCCCCUGUUGAAGAGCCAACGGAAGAAUACGUGGACACAAUGGAUGAACUGCAGUGCUUAGUUGAAACUGUGUCUGAAUACUUAGCUGAAAAAGAGGAGGAGAUUAGCAAAUUUGAAACCCUUCCUGCGAGCAAAAAUGCAAGUGAUGGUGCCUCUCCCAAACGGGUCGGUUCUGAUAAGUUGGUGGAGGAAAGUGCCCCUUUGCAGCAGGCAAAGCUAGCCACUUCUGCCGCAGAGGAGAGCGAGGGCAGCAAAGGCAUAACAGAGGCAUUGCCAGACUUGUCUGGGGUGAAGAACACCGUCAGCUCCUUAUUUAGUUCUUUCACCGAAAAAGUGGGCUCAGGAACAAAGCACUUAACAGCCUCAGUUGAAAAACUUGUAUCUCCCACACCAGAGAAACCUGAAGCCCCUGGUCAACCUGAGGGAGGCAUUACAAGUCUGUUUUCAAGUAAGCCUAAAUCUGAGGGUGCCUCUCCAGAACUGAAAGCAGAAAGCAAAUCGGAUGCCAGGUUGGCAACGGCAAGUUCUCCCUCUGUGACCCAGAGUAGCUGUGAGCGAGAAGCUGGCGAUGCCCAGGCCAGCAUCCCAGAAAAGACGGCAGGAGGCGACAAGGCUCCUCCAGGUGUCCAGGAUGCUUCAGCAAAUGCUGCUCCGUCCUCUUCUCUGGACACCAGCUCAGUUGUCAACUCCGUUUUAGGCAUGUUCAACCCUUUGAAAAUCUUCUCUGAAAAGGAAGCACCAAAAAAAGAGACUGCAAAACAGGAGGAGGCUGUGAAGGUGGAAGCCACGCACGCCAGUGCUUCUGAAGCCAAGGCAAGUGGGAAGGCAGCUGAAGACAGCGCAAGAAAACCCAUCAACGUUGCGCCUCCCGAAACGAGCAAGAGCGAGGCAGAAGCAGGCGCAAGCAGCGGCCCCGUCUCCUCCAUCUUUGGCAAGCUGUCGAGCUCCGUUAGUUCUUUCAGCCUGAAAGCCAGUUUUGAGAGUCUGGCUGUUCCCAAGCAGCCAAGUGGGCCACAGAAGGCUUCUGAUGCGCCGCCGCAUGCCACAAGUCAGCCAGAUAAAGUUGCUAAAGAACACCCAGACAUGCCGAGAAAUCCACAACCUGCAGGGAAAGUGCUGGAAAACAAGCCAAGUGAAGCUAAGAAGGAGACUGGUAACGCUCCGCCGUUGGAGCAGGGGGAACCACCUGAUAGCUUUUUCAGUCCACUUAAGAAAUCCUUCAGCCAGUUGCUGCUCCCUUCUUCUGCUACCGAAACUGUGCCAAAGGAGCCACCACCGGGCUUGGGGAAAAGCCACCGUUCUGAAGAUGAUGUCAGGAAAACAAGCUCCGCAAGCAGCGAACCCAAUUUCCCUUUCACCAGUAAGCUCCAGAUUCCCUUUUUGAGCGGUUUUGGCUUUUCAGACAAACCACCGCAGGAUAACAAAGAGAAGCCAGGAAUUUUCACUUCAUUCUUGAAAGCUGCUUCUGUGGAAAACCUGACAGCUUCAAAAGAUCAAACUCCCCCACCGAGUUUUAGUGACAAGCCACUAAAUGCUGAAGUGGGUCACAAAAGCAGCAAUGCAGAAGCUGUCAAAAUGGACUGGCCAAAGUCUCAGGCUGUUCCCGAGGCACCACAGAGAAAAGAGGAGCCAACGAGGAAGAAAGAAACCUGUGAGGAAGAAGGUCUGGGUGCACCAAAAAGUGGAGAUAAAAGCCAGGGUGCCUCAGACACUUCAGAAAUUGCACACGUGGAUCGUGAUCACAAACGCAUGGGGGCUCUGGAACACAAAGAUUCAAAAUGCAGGGGGGAGCUGGCAGCCCCCACAAAAGAAUCUGACUCCAAUACUACAGCAGGAAAGCCAGUGCUUCCUGGUGGAAUUGGAGAGGACAAGGGAAUGGAUGAUACUCAGAAGAAGGCCCCACAGCCAGGGCAGGGUUUGCUCUCGGGACUCUUCCGGCGGGCAUCUUCAGACCACAUAACCCACCGGGAAGAGUCGAUCGUUAACAAUGAAACGGACAGCCAGAAGAGCAGAUCAGCUGGCUUACUUUCUGGAUUAUUUAGGUUUGCUUCAAGUGAAAACGUGUCCGAAAGUAUGCCAGAUAAGGCAAAAACAGGCUCUCUGGGCAUAAUGAAGUUUUUGGAGAGGAGCGAAGAGACUAGUUCUGGUGACAAGUCCGUUGGCUCACCUGUGACUCCCGGUGCCCAAGAAAGCACUGGGGGGAAACAGGAGACGGGCAGCUUCAUAAAGAACUUCAUGCAGAGGCCAAAGGAAAAAGCGGAGGAGGGAGUGACCGAGACUGCGAAGGCGAAUGGUCAUUUGCCUCACCCGGAACUGAGCAAAAUGGACAACAGACACGGUCCCCUCCCUUGGCACCCCAUCUCUCAGAAUGCUUUAAGCUCACAGCCAAAGAUACAAGACUUAUCGGGGCAGCCAACCCUUUAUAGACAACCUUCGGAUUCCAACAUUUAUCAAGCAGUUCUCAACGAAAGGUCAAAUGAAUUUCUCAAUUCCUCUUUGCUGAAUGCUAAAUUGUAUGGCCACUCAGAGCAGCAUCUUGCUCUUGAGGAAACAGGGAGCCCCUCGAGCUUUGACUGGGAAUAUGAUGCAGGAGCAUUUUCUCUUAAUGCCCACCAGGUUUCCUUGCCCGUUUACUACGUCUUGCAGCAGAAUUCUGUCCCACUGGCUGAGUUUCUGGAAUGGCCAGACUCUAAUGAUGCCGUAGUGAACUUGUGUAAGAAAGAUGGCAAUGCCAAUGUCGUGGAUUGGAGGUCAAAUGCGAAUUUUGAUGCCCUGAGCCUAGAUUUCAGUGUCAUGUCAUACGAAUCGUUUGAUCAGUUAGACUUACAAGAUUUAAGUCUAGAAGAAACUGAAAUGUGGACAACGCAUUCUCUGAAUGGAAACUUUCCUCCAUUUGAUGACUGCAGCUGUAUUUUGGAAGAGAUGCCCAUGGACUUAAGCUAUUCGUCGGCAUGUGAUGGCAACAUGUGGACCUUAAUUGAUCAGGAGUCCUUGAGCUUGGAAGGCAGUUUUGUCUAUUCAUCUUACAGCCAGGAGUACCAGGACUGGCUGAUGCUGCUUGAGAAGGGCGUGUGGUGGCCAUCGGAAGACGGCGAUUGUGGAUAUUACAUGUACAGGGAUGGUCAGUUUGUCUAUUCUCUGCUCACCGACCCCACUGGGCAGUAUGUCUAUAUUUGCACUCCUGACACUUACACCUACCCAGACUACUGGGAUUAUAAUUAUCCACAGAGCAUUUUGCAGAGCACUGUCUUGGAAGAUGACAUGAUUGCCGUUUGCGGUUUCAAAGUGCCUCUUGGUAAUGAAGACGAGUUAUUCUGGUUUGCUGAAGAGGAGCAAUUGGAUAAUUACUCUGUAAACAAACCACUUGAUUUGUCUGUAGCUCUGCAGAGAAGUGAUCAACUUAUGAACAUGAAUUUAGAGACCUUUUCGCAGAUGUUUGAGGAGUCCAUUUAUUACCAGAGAGAGCAGCCUUUAGACUUUUCAGGGUACAAACUUCAAAAACUCAAAGUAGACUUUAGGCCUGAGAAUGAAAUGGAGUGGCACUCAGAAGAGCCUCCCCUGACCCUUGACCUUAGAGUUCACUCCAGGGUGGCUUCCAGUGGGAGGCUAAAAGAUGACGCUCUACCCAAACACCUGGACAGGACUCCUGCUGUGACAGUUUCCGAAAGUGGACAGUCAAGACGGUUUGGUUUCCAUAUAUUCCAGUCUUCUGCCAAGCCUGAGACUUCAUCAGCGUCUCAGAGUGUUACAGAAGUCAAAACCACUGAAGAAGAUAAAAAGCCACCUCUGAAUAAAGUCGCAUCUUUAUUCUCUGCUUUGGGUGGCCUGAUGGGUAAGGGUUUGGAAACGCAUGAGACGGUGGAAGACACGGCUGUGAAGAAAGGAGAAUCGGUGGUGUUGGGACACAAAAACGAUGCUCUUCCAGCUACGCCACCCAGGAAAACAGGAGAGGAUAUGCAAAACCAGCAGCACACUGAGCAUGAACAAGAGAGAAAAGAGAGAGGCAGAUUAGUUAAGUCUGUUAGGGACGAAAAGCCAAUGAUUUCUCAGAAAAAGCCUCAGCUGGUGAGGUCUUCCUCUCAGCUAAGCCAGGGUCCCGUGGACCGCAAGACCAGUCAGCUGGAUAAAAGUGUUAAGCCUGCUCCCCUCCCAAGUCAACAAAAACCCAAAGUGGGCGAGGAUGAACCCAAGAAAACCCAGCCAGCCCCCAGCCAAGCGCCCACGGAGGCUGAGGGCACGUUGUUUAAAAGUGCUCUCAAGAUUCUUAGCCUGGGAGAAGACUCCUCCACAACUGCAGCACCCAAUAAAAGCCAAGGCCCCGGGUUUUUUGAUUUCUUUAAAACGCAGGUCAACAAAGCCCCACAGCCACCGCCAGCACCCCAACCAAAUCUGACGAAAAAUGAAGCCGAGAAGAAAAUGCCUCAGGAGAAAGUGGAGCCCCCAGGCAUUUCGUCGUUCUUUGGUUCCAUAGGGGAUCUUUUCAAAGUUGACGCAGCCCCUGCCCCACCAAGUGCCGCUGCUCCACCCAAGAGUGGAACCCACACCUCCCUGAAACCGAAUGACAACGCCGACCAGCGUAGCAGAGAGCCAAGCAAGAGCAGCACUCCUGCCCCUCGAAUCCCUGUGGAGCAUGCUGGUGGGGAAGCUGCCAAGAAGCCCACAGCCCCUAAGGAAGAACAGCAUGGGAAAGUAGGCAAGGAAGCUGCUCAAGUGAAGAAGGACAUCCCCACCACAGGGGAUGCAGAACCCCAGCCUCCCAGGCAGGCAGGCCCUCGAAUGGACCCAGCAAAUCGCUCUCCAGGGCAGCAUGGCCAUGGACCAGCUGUUGCACCAGGACCGCAAGGCCGUGCAGGAGCCGUACCUGGUAAAACUCAGCCAGGAAAAGCCAGUCAGCCACCCAGGGAUUCUGGGUUUAGCCUGCCUUUUGGCUUGUCGCAGGCGGCACCUUCGAAGCCUCCGCAGGCGCAGCAGCCGGCUGGCAAGAGCAUCUUCUCCUCCUUCUUCAGUGCCCCAGAGAAAGCCCCUGCCCCUGCUCCAGCAGCUCCUAAUGCCAAGCCCCCAGAAGCAGAGGGUCUGUUCAAGAUGCCUUCUUUCCUGUCCGGAGGGCCCACCGCAAAGAAAAACGUGCCUCAGAGCAGCUCCAGCUUCAGCUUUUUCAACCUGACCUCCUUCCUGGAUGAAAAACCACCGGCAGCUGCUCCUGAAAAGGGGAAUAUUGCAAAGCCGCCUCAGCAGCAAGCAAGCAACCUGGGAAAGCCGCCUCAGCAGCAAGCAGACACAAAGCCAUCGAUGAAGCAGUGCGUUUCUGUUGACUCUGGCAUUGGACUUGCCAGACAGCAGGGCUUGAAGGAUAAAGAGGCAGCCGAUGGUAUUAUAGAAGCAGUACUUGGAAAGCAAGAGGCUGUUGGCCCAGACCACAAGGCAAGUGAGUUAAAAACUCCAGCGGCUGAGCAUGCUGCACCAAGUGCCUCAGAAGUGAAAAAUGAGGUGGAGAUACCUUUUGUGGCCAGUAAACCUCCUGAUGAUGGUACAGAUAGAGAAGACCACUCAGUCUAUCCGGAUCCUGGCUCUCAGGCCCCUACGCUGCAGGAAGACACUGCACCUUCCCUUCUGGAGAUUCCACAACCAGAGGAGCAGCUGCAAGGCAAUGCAGAAAAGAGUGAUGGCAUUGUGGUGUCCUCUGAGAAGGAAUUUGUUCCUUCAGGUGGGAACGAGACUUCUGAAAAGGCAGAGCCCGGUUCAGUUUGUGAUGAGACUUCUGUGGCUCUUGAGCCAUCUCCUGCUCCUGGAGACUUUUCACAGGAGGUUGUACCUGAAGAAAAACCAAGCGUCCCUGAAGUCAAGCCCCCGGCGCCCAAGCAACCUGAUAGGACCCCAGAUGCGGCAGGAGAGCAGCAGGCUCAGGGCCAAAGACCUCUGCCUAAAAUGGCAGCAGCAACACCUAACCUGCAGGAGAAACCUAAGGAGCCCGAGGGUGACAAAUCAGUUCUAGAUUCCUCAGUUGAAAUGUUUUCCAGCUUCAUGACGAAAAUGAAACCGACCAAAACAUUAUCUGGCUUCUUUUCCCAGCCUCAGACUCCAGCAGCUCCUAGUGCACAAAAGAAGAGCACUUCGUUUUUCGGCCUUUCCUCCCUGCCAACUGGGCCGCCUCCAGCAUUUACAAGUGAUCUCUUUGGCAUUUUCAAAGGAGCAACAGAUGAGAGCCUUUCAAAGCCUGCAGGGAAGACCGCAGGCACUUCAAAACCCCAGGAAAUGAGCUCUAGGGCAAAGGAGGCUGUGGGCCCAGUUCUUGGUAAAGGUCUCGCAAAACAAGAUAAAGCCUCUAGGGAUGAACUUUUAGGGACAAAUGCCGGCAGUGUUUUGAAACAACUGGACCAAACCUCUAGGGCUGAACCUACAGAAAAAGAAGCUAGCAGGGACUUGGAACAAGAUGCUCCUUCUGCUUUAGCAGAAGAGAGUUUGGGAAAAGAAUGUACAGCAGAAUUGGAAGCUGAAAGCAGUGGAAGACCUGAACAUGGUCUAGAACCCUCCCUUAAUGCUUCAGAAACUUUAGACUCAAGUAGGGAUCAGGGCCCUGAAGUGGUACAGCUGGACACAAACUUACUGGCAUCUGAUGAAGCAGCGAAGGCUGCCCCAUUUAGUCAAGAGGUACAUGAUGCAGAUGAGACAGCCACGGUGGUAGUGCAGGAGAAGAGGGAAGCGCCUGUGGAGCCCUUAGAAAACGAUGCUGUCCCUGCUGUUGAAGAGCAGCCGAGCCCGGCAUGGGAAACGGACGUUGGCCAGAUGGAUUUGGAUGGUACACGUGAGCUGGAACCCAAGGCUGGCGAGGCAGAUGAACACCUGAAACUGUCAGAACCGGCGAAUACUUCACUAACCACUGAAGAAGUAACUGUAAAGAAUGAGGCAGAUGUUGAUAUUUGCCCACCAGACACGUUUGGGACCCUGGAGAUGGAACCCAAAGCUGCUGCAGAUGAAGCCCACGACUUGCUCCAUCAGGAUAUGGAAGAGGUCCCUGAAAUGAAACCUGAUCUUCCUCCUGAGCAGAAAGAGCCCCUGACCACCAGCGAAGCAGCCCCAGAAGCUGCUCCCUUGAAAAGCAGUUUGGCUGGUAAGAGCAAGCCAGCCAGUGCUCCUGCAGAGGCCAGCAAUGCCAAACCCAUGUUUGAAAUUCCAAGCAUGCCCACUUUGCCCAAAUUUGGCUUCAUGUCUUCUGCAGACAGCAGCAAGCCAUUUGGCUCCUUCUUCUCUGCACAGCCACCUUCGGCAAGCAAGCCUGCACCCGAGCCAGGCCUCGUGUCCAGCUUCAACAAGUUUUCCUCAAGUCUGUUUGGUGGAGGAAGUGAUGAGAAAGCAGGUAAAGUAGAAGGCGCUCCGGGUGCUGUGUUUGGAAAGAAGCUGGACUUCUCAUUUCCGUGGCAGAAAGAUGCCAAGGAGGCGGGUCUCAAGAAGGAACCAGGUGUGCCAACACCAAAAGCUGCCUCCAAACAGGAGGUGGCCCCAGUUGCUUCAUCCAGACUGGAUUUGAAGGCACCAGAAGCUGUCUCGAAAGCCGAGGAACAAGCAGUGGAUGGGACCGGUGCUGAUGGGAGCCCAAACCUCUCUGCCUCUGAUCAGCCAGCUGACAGUGCUGCUGAUUCAGACCUUUCUUCUAAGCAGCCCGACAGCAAGAGCAACGAAUGCUUAGAUGGUCCCACGCCUGACAUUCCAGUUGCGCCCAACAAGGAGCUGGAGCUUGAGGUCUCCAGAGAAACGGAAGAUGAGCCAAGCACCAUUUCCAGUGAGCCUCCUGGGCUCCCCUUGGAGGAACCAGCAGAAGGCGCCACACGGCUUCAGGAUGAAGUAGAGCAGAAGGAAAGUGUCCCUUGUCCGGAAACGGAAACACUUGCUACUGGACUGCAGCCGGCGGAGCAGAGUAGCACUGAGCCACUCAGGAAGAAAAGUCCUGCCAGCAGUAGUAAGUUUGGUUCCUCCUGUAACAUCAGUCAGGGAAGCUCUCAGCUGAGUGAGCUGGACCAAUAUCAGGGGAGUGUGCCCUGCUCCGAACACGAGGACGAGCUCGCAGAAGGGGGGCCUGCUUCUCCUGCUCCCCCUCACCCGACGGAGGGCCCUGCGCCACCUAGCGAGCAGCAUGAGCCCCGGGAAGUGCACAGGGAAGGAGAGGGGAAGGUGAAAGAGCAUGCCACACCUCAACUACCUCCUGAAGUGGACGAGCCCAAAGAAGCCACAAAGCCACCGGGCAGCCACCUUGAUGAAAAUGAACUUCUACCGCUUCCCGCUGCAAGAGCCCGCUGGAUCCGAGCCAUUAAUAAAGUGCGGCUUCAGUUUGAAGAGGGUCCGGAUGAUGGCGAUCCGUCCAAGUCACCGUGGUUCAAAGGAGGGCCAGCCGGGGGUCUCUAUGGCAUCGACAGCAUGCCUGACCUGCGCAAGAAGAAGCCCACCCCACUUGUCAGUGACCUGUCGCUGGUCCAGUCCCGGAAGGCCGGAAUUACCUCAGCCAUGGCCACCCGAACUUCUCUCAAGGACGAGGAGCUGAAAUCACAUGUAUAUAAGAAGACCUUGCAAGCCUUAAUCUACCCCAUCUCCUGCACAACCCCCCACAACUUUGAGGUCUGGACAGCCACCACCCCCACCUACUGCUACGAGUGCGAGGGGCUGCUGUGGGGCAUUGCGCGGCAAGGGAUGCGCUGCACAGAGUGUGGGGUCAAAUGCCACGAGAAGUGCCAAGAUCUGCUGAAUGCCGACUGCCUGCAGAGAGCGGCAGAGAAGUGCUCGAAGCAUGGGGCCGAGGAUCGCACCCAGAACAUCAUCAUGGCCAUGAAGGAUCGCAUGAAGAUCCGAGAGAGGAACAAACCAGAGAUCUUUGACCUGAUCAGAGAUGUCUUCAGUGAGAGCAAAAUGACCCACUCUCAGCAGAUGAAGACGGUCAAGCAGAGCGUUCUGGACGGUACCUCCAAGUGGUCAGCCAAAAUCACCAUCACAGUGGUCUGUGCGCAAGGCCUGCAAGCCAAGGACAAAACGGGCUCCAGUGACCCCUACGUGACAGUCCAAGUCGGCAAGACAAAGAAGAGAACAAAAACAAUAUUUGGGAACCUGAAUCCCAUUUGGGACGAAAAGUUCCACUUUGAGUGCCAUAAUUCCUCUGAUCGAAUCAAAGUGCGGGUCUGGGACGAAGACGACGACAUCAAGUCCCGGGUCAAACAGAGGCUGAAACGGGAGUCUGAUGACUUUCUGGGGCAGACCAUUAUUGAGGUGCGAACCCUCAGCGGGGAGAUGGACGUCUGGUACAACCUGGAAAAAAGAACAGACAAGUCUGCCGUGUCCGGUGCCAUCCGCCUGCAGAUCAACGUGGAGAUUAAAGGGGAAGAAAAGGUGGCCCCUUACCACGUCCAGUAUACCUGCCUUCAUGAGAACUUCUUCCACCACCUGACAGAUGUGCAAGGAAACGGGGUGGUGAAGAUUCCUGAUGCCAAAGGGGACGAUGCCUGGAAGGUUUACUUCGAUGAGACGGGCCAGGAGAUUGUGGACGAGUUUGCCAUGCGCUACGGGAUCGAGUCCAUCUACCAGGCCAUGACGCAUUUUGCAUGUCUCUCCUCCAAGUACAUGUGCCCGGGGGUGCCAGCGGUGAUGAGCACCUUGCUGGCCAACAUCAAUGCUUACUAUGCUCACACAACGGCCUCCACCAACGUGUCUGCCUCGGACCGCUUCUCGGCUUCCAACUUCGGGAAAGAGCGGUUUGUUAAACUUCUGGACCAGCUGCACAAUUCCCUCCGCAUCGACCUGUCCAUGUACCGGAACAACUUUCCGGCCAGCAGCCGAGACCGCUUGCAGGACUUGAAAUCUACUGUGGACCUGCUGACCAGCAUCACCUUUUUCAGAAUGAAGGUCCAGGAACUGCAGAGCCCUCCUCGCGCCAGUCAGGUGGUGAAGGAUUGUGUCAAAGCCUGCCUCAACUCGACGUACGAGUACAUCUUCAACAACUGCCAGGAUUUGUACAGCCGCGAAUACCAGACAGACCCUAACAAAGCUCAGGACAUGCCUCCCGAGGAGCAAGGCCCCAGCAUCAAGAACCUGGACUUCUGGCCCAAGCUCAUCACCCUCAUUGUCUCCAUCGUCGAAGAGGACAAGAACUCCUAUGCCCCCGUCCUGAACCAGUUUCCUCAGGAGCUGGCUGUUGGGAAGAUCAGCGCCGAAGUCAUGUGGAACCUCUUUGCUCAGGAUAUGAAAUACGCCAUGGAAGAACACGAGAAGCACCGGCUGUGCAAAAGCGCCGACUACAUGAACUUGCACUUCAAAGUGAAGUGGCUCUACAACGAGUAUGUCUGCAGCCUGCCAGCCUUUGCCGGGAAAGUGCCCGAGUACCCUGCGUGGUUUGAGCAGUUUGUGAUGCAGUGGCUGGAUGAGAAUGAAGACGUCUCCCUGGAAUUUUUGCAUGGAGCUCUGGAGAGAGAUAAGAAGGAUGGGUUCCAGCAGACAUCUGAGCAUGCUCUUUUCUCCUGCUCGGUGGUGGAUGUCUUCACCCAGCUCAACCAGAGUUUUGAAAUCAUCAAGAAGCUGGAAUGCCCAGACCCGGCCAUCCUGGCCUGCUACAUGCGGCGCUUUGCCAAGACCAUCGGGAAGGUGCUGAUGCAGUACGCAGACAUCGUCUCCCGGAGUUUCCAGGCCUACUGCUCUAAGGAGAAAGUGCCCUGCAUCCUGAUGAACAACAUCCAGCAGCUGAGGGUGCAGCUGGAGAAGAUGUUUGAAGCCAUGGGGGCCAAGGAGCUGGAUCCAGAAGCCAGUGACUCUCUCAAGGAGCUGCAGGUGAAGCUGAACAACGUGCUGGAUGAGCUCAGUGCUGUCUUUGGUAACAGUUUCCAGGCACGGAUCGACGAUUGCGUCAAGCAGAUGUCGGAUAUCCUCUGCCAGGUGAAAGGGCCGGGAAAUGCCCCUCCGAAUGUGGUGGCCCAAGACGCAGACAACGUCCUCAGGCCCUUGAUGGACUUCCUGGAUGGAAACCUGACGCUCUUUGCGGACGUGUGUGAGAAGACAGUGCUGAAGCGGGUGCUGAAGGACCUCUGGAGGGUGGUCAUGAACACCCUGGAGAAGAUCAUCGUGCUGCCUCCCCUCUCGGACAACACGGGGACCCCACUGAUUUUCAGCGCCGCUAAAGAACUGGGACACUUGUCGAAGCUGAAGGAUCACAUGGUCAGGGAGGAAACGCGGAGUCUCACCCCAAAGCAGUGUGCGGUGCUGGAACUGGCUCUAGACACCAUUAAGCAAUAUUUCCAUGCCGGGGGGAGCGGGCUGAAGAAGACCUUCCUGGAGAAGAGCUCGGACCUGCAGUCCCUGCGCUAUGCGCUCUCCCUCUACACGCAAACCACCGACACUCUCAUCAAGACCUUUGUGCAGACGCAGACGGCACAAGGCUCAGGCGUGGACGACCCCGUGGGUGAAGUGUCCAUUCAGAUCGACUUGUACACACACCCCGGCACCGGGGAGCACAAGGUCACAGUGAAAGUGGUGGCAGCCAACGACCUGAAGUGGCAGACCUCGGGCAUGUUCCGCCCGUUCGUGGAGGUGACCAUGAUUGGGCCGCACCAGAGUGACAAGAAGCGGAAAUUCACCACCAAGUCCAAGAGCAACAACUGGGCCCCAAAAUACAACGAGACGUUCCACUUCAUCCUGGGGAACGAGGACGGGCCGGAUGCCUACGAGCUGCAGGUGUGCGUGAAGGACUACUGCUUUGCCCGCGAGGACCGCGUGCUGGGCAUCGCCGUGAUGCAGCUCCGGGACGUGGCAGACAAGGGCAGCUGUGCCUGCUGGUGCCCGCUGGGGCGGAGGGUCCACAUGGACGACACAGGGCUGACGGUCCUGAGGAUCCUCUCGCAAAGGACCAACGAUGAAGUGGCCAAGGAGUUCGUCAAGCUGAAGUCGGAGUCGCGCUCCACGGAGGAAGGGAGCUGAGCCGCCCCGCAUCUCCACCCUUCUUGGGUGCCCAAUGCCAACCUGUGCGGAAAGCGCAGCCGCCGGCUCUCUUGGACCCCAGGA
Molecule: messenger RNA, 13707 nt
Organism: Lacerta agilis (Sand lizard)
Lineage: Eukaryota; Metazoa; Chordata; Lepidosauria; Squamata; Lacertidae
Gene: UNC13B
Product: unc-13 homolog B
Exons: 40
Coding region: 46-13623 (4525 amino acids)
Biological process (GO): synaptic vesicle priming; synaptic transmission, glutamatergic; presynaptic dense core vesicle exocytosis
Cellular component (GO): terminal bouton; synaptic vesicle membrane; presynaptic membrane
Molecular function (GO): syntaxin-1 binding; diacylglycerol binding; phospholipid binding
Source: RefSeq, a predicted model, not a curated record